CACACCAUAAGCACAACCCUGUGGUUUUAAGGCAAAGAGUUUGAAAGAGGGAGAGUGAAUGUGUUAGUAAGGCAGAGCAGCAAAGAGAGAUAGAAUCAAACGCAGAGUGAAUGAAAAGGGGAUAAACUGUUUCGACUGAGGAACUGGUGAAACUCCAUUUGAAACAUGCAGCAGCAGUGGGUGUGUAUGGCUGUUUUGGCUCUCUUGGUUGUCACAGAUGUGCUGGCAGAAGUUGGAAAGACAGAGAAAAUAGGUAAGAAGGACCGUAAGUCAGGAUGCGGAGUCUGGCAAUGGAGUGUGUGUGUGGCAAAUGAGGGUGACUGUGGCCUGGGUACCAGAGAAGGAACUCGUACUGGCUCUGACUGCAAACAGCAAAUUAAAACUCAGCGCUGCAAGAUUCCCUGCAACUGGAAGAAGAAAUUUGGAGGUGAAUGCAAGUAUGAUUUCCAGUCAUGGAGUGAGUGUGAUUUAAGCACAGGGCAGAAGAACCGGACUGGAACACUGAAACGGGCUUUCCCACAUGCUGUCUGCCCCUUCACUGUCUCUGCCAGUAAACUCUGCGGCAAGACCAAGCUACACGGCUCACUGAAGCCGAAGCGCAGUGGGAAGAAGAAAGAGCAAGCCCCGCUGGAGUAGAGGUGAAAAAAGAAAUAACAGUCACCCUUCCCCUGUAUUUUUCUGCUCUGAGAUGGUGGAGACAGGGGUGGCAGUAGCAACACACGAAUGGAAGGACAUGAGAAAACAGAAAUGAAAAAAAAAAAAAAAAAA
Molecule: messenger RNA, 768 nt
Organism: Clarias gariepinus (North African catfish)
Lineage: Eukaryota; Metazoa; Chordata; Actinopteri; Siluriformes; Clariidae
Gene: ptn
Product: pleiotrophin
Exons: 5
Coding region: 166-636 (156 amino acids)
Molecular function (GO): growth factor activity
Source: RefSeq, a predicted model, not a curated record